Messenger RNA from Procambarus clarkii (red swamp crayfish), 2990 nucleotides. RefSeq names its product sorting nexin-24. The record is from RefSeq and is a predicted model, not a curated record. Gene Ontology annotation, biological process: transmembrane transport. Gene Ontology annotation, molecular function: phosphatidylinositol phosphate binding; transmembrane transporter activity. Lineage: Eukaryota; Metazoa; Arthropoda; Malacostraca; Decapoda; Cambaridae. Gene Ontology annotation, cellular component: membrane.
GAACAAAUAUUGUGGACGAAGUGACUUGUGUGUAAGGGCCGGGGUGUAGACGACAGAUCUUGGCUGUAGUCAGAGCAAGCGAGCCACUGUUUGGAAAAUCUACAACGUAAGGGAAAAACUUCUUGUAAUUCCUUUACAAGCAUCAGCUCAGUCCUACAAAUUGCCCUAUCACGGAGCCAAGAGCUGCCACAAGCCUGUAUCUGGGUGCCAGUUAGUCUUGAGAGACUAACUAACUUACUAACUUCAGCUUCUACCAGAUUCUAUCCAAAUGCUGAGGGAGAGCCAAAUUUUGGAGCAAUGAAUGGAAGGUAGCUGGUAGGAGCUAAGUACAGUACAAUAGUUAUACCUAGCCACUGUGAUAAGAAUACUUCUGCUUGCACUCACAGUAGAAAUAUAAGUUCAUCCAAUGUAUCGGAGCACCUGCCCGGAAUGAUACGUGCGUACAUCCCUCGGUAUCGACAAGUAGAGGGUGAGGGAGGCAGGAGUCAUUAUGUGUAUUGCUUAGAAGUUUGCUACGUGGGACGUGUCCAUAAAAUUGAGAAAAGAUACUCUGCAUUCCAUAGUUUAUACAAAGAGCUGUGCAAGCUGUAUCAAACUGCAGAAUUUCCUCCCAAACGUUUACGCAACACAACUCCUAAAGUCUUGGAAACUCGUCGAGCGGGCUUAGAACUCUGGUUACAUUCCACUCUGCUGCUACAACCAGCUCCACCAGCAUUAUUAGCAUUCUUACAAGUUCAUAAUUAUCAACCGCCACGUCAGGAAUGUGAUGAUAAUGGGUUUGAAGGAAGCCCUUCCCACCAACCUCUUCUUGUUUAUCCUCAUGACCCUUACGUAACAACCCGUGCUAGCACGACACCCACACUUACCAGCACCGUUACGAAGGGGGUCCUUACAGCGCUCUAUGACCAGAGUUUCCGUAUGCCUUCUUGAAGCUACGUUCAAGAAAGUUAUUCAUGUGACGGAAUUAAGUUUAGAUGCCAUUCUGUAGGUGACAUAUUUUGAAGGUGGAUUGCAUUACUGUAUACUGUAAUAUCAUACAAGUAAUGUAAAAUGUUAAGAUACUAAUUAUAUAUUUACAAAUUGAAUGAAUUUUCUUACUAAAUUUUCAUUAAGGUAUAGACAGUAUCUCAGAAUGGAAGGGAGACAUUUAAGGUUCUGGCAAUGGAUGGUGUUUGGAAUGUUGUGGUUGGGUUAUGGAUCAACUUACCUUCUGCGCAAGCCACUUGGAGUGAUAAAAGCAGACCUUGAGAGUGGGUUGAAAGUUAGUUCUGCCAGCCUGGGGUGGGUAGAUACAGCACUUCUUUUGCCUUAUGCUGGAGUAUCCCUUACUCUCGGGUCUUUGGGUGACCGUUUGGGGUCACGUAUAACUUUGGCUGGGGGUUUGAUUCUAGCUGCUGCUGCUACAGCUCCAAUGACUGUGUGUCAAUCUCUUCCUUCAUUACUAGUAUUACUGGCCUUCAGUGGAGCCAGCCAAGCAUUGUGUUGGCCUGCUUGCUGUGCUUUAUUGUCCCGCUGGUUUUCUGAUGCCUCUCGUAACUCCGUUUUUGGGAUGUUUGGCACAUGCUGUUUUGUUUUUGGGAUGGCUGGGACUGGUCUGGCAGUGUACUUGCAGGCAACUUAUGGGUGGCGCUCUGUAUUCUUGCCUCCAGCAGUAAUUGUAACCAUUUUGGGCGUGUUAGUGUUUGAGAUUGGUAGAAAUCCAAGUGAGCGGGGUUUGGUAGUACCAGGUCGGGCAGCUAAUCAGCAGGUGCCACAAAAUAAAACUAAUCCAGAAAGUAAGAUGUCCAUGAUGGCAGUAUGGAAAGUGAGUCUUGUGCCAGAAGUAUCUAUUGCUAUGUUCUGUGUGAAAUUUGUGCGGUAUGCUCUCAUGUUUUGGCUGCCGUUUUACCUUUUGCGUUCGCUUAAUUAUUCCAAAAUCAAUGCUGGUCUAGCAUCGACUGCCUUUGAAAUAGGUGGUGUAAUUGGGAGUGCAUUUGUUGGUGUGGUUGUUGACCGUUGGAUGAAGGGCCGUGCCAUAUUAACUAGUGCGUUGGCAGUUAGUGGAUCAGCGCUUGCCUUGUUGGCUUUUAUGGCUACGGCCUCCUGGGGCCCAAUUUUUCAUGUGAUUUUUCUGGCUCUUGUAGGUGCCUUGAAUUGUGGCCCAGAUAUUCUACUCUGUGGUUCAGUCUCGGCAGAUAUUGGCGAGCGGGAGGGAGGCGCAGCAUCUGCAGUGACAGGUGUAGUAAAUGGCAUGGGGUCCUUGGGGACUGUUCUAGAGGGCCCUCUUGUAUCUUUUGUCGCAGCAAAGUUCGGAUGGUCAUCCAUGAUGCCUCUUAUGAUACUACUAUCGUGUUUUGGGGCCAUUGCUAUUUUCCGUGCAAAUGUUAUUCACUCGCGCAUUGAAGGUCGGGUCAAACUCUCUUCCUUGAACUCGGUACCAUGAUGGCUACUUUAUCCUUGCUCAUCUUUUAAGAGGCAUUCAAGAUCAUGUAUAGUUUAACCUCAUAUGUAUGCACUCUAGUAUAUUUUAUAAUGUAUGUGCACUGUAUUUAUAAAAUAAUCUGAAAAAAUUGUUCUGAUUUAUUUUUUGUUGUGAAUAGGUGCUAUGAAAUUGUACAGCAUUUCAACAUGUAUAGACAAGGUGGCCAAUGCUGCAGAAUAAGGAUUUUGAAUUAAGUAGAAUAUGAGAAUGAUUGUCCACAAAUGCCAGUGACGAUUAAAGUUUUUAUCUAGUGAAUUGAUCAUUAAGUUAUUAAAUGUUAUAGCCAUGAUAAGUAGUUACAUCAGGAUGUGACUGUAACAAUGUUAGCAUUCUCUGUAUGCAUGAAUAUUACUGUCAUUUUUGUAUUUGAUCAAAAAUCCUAGGCAUAAUUGUAAUAAAGUCCUCAAUAAAUGUAUUCAGAGUGUAAAUUUUAAAAGUUAGUGUCUAAAGUAGUCCUGUAUACCAAAGAUAAAUGUUGAACUGUGAUUCUUGUUACUUUUUUGAUGACAUGAAUAAACAUUAGAAAUAU